Hirundo rustica (Barn swallow) is the source of this 2277-nucleotide messenger RNA. RefSeq names its product S-antigen visual arrestin (gene SAG). The record is from RefSeq and is a predicted model, not a curated record. NCBI's taxonomy places the organism in Eukaryota, Metazoa, Chordata, Aves, Passeriformes, Hirundinidae. The coding region runs from base 377 to 1606 and encodes 409 amino acids. The transcript is spliced from 16 exons. Gene Ontology annotation, cellular component: photoreceptor inner segment; photoreceptor outer segment. Gene Ontology annotation, molecular function: G protein-coupled receptor binding. Gene Ontology annotation, biological process: G protein-coupled receptor internalization; signal transduction.
UCUUCACCGACUACCUGAGUGUCCUUAGGUAAUGCCUUGUUGUUGCUGACUUUACCACUUCCCAGCUGAAUCUUAGCCCAGAUACAAUAUUUGCUCUUGGAGAGGGAUUAAUUGUUGAAAUCCUGGACGGACGCAACUAGAGACGAGCUUUCAAAUCCCCUACAAAUUGUGAAGAGGGCAGUAAUUCCCGCUGGUAGAUGCAAAGAGGCAUAGGACACAGCUGCCUUGGAAAAUUCAUCUUUCUUCAAUAAUUUAGAAGUUCCCAUCACUGUUCGUGAAACUCCUGUGCCAUUUGGAACACAGCAAGGCAUCUGGGGCAGGACGUUUUGGGACAGAAAAGCUUCAUUCACCCACCGUCACAUCCCUGUCUUUGACCAUGAGCUGCCCUGAGUCUCAAAAGGCCGGGGUUGGUGGGAAGAAUGCUGAUUCUCCUCAAAAACAAGUUAUCUUCAGAAAAAGCACCCGUGACAAAGCUCUGACCAUCUACCUGGGAAAGCGGGACUUCAUUGACCACAUAGAGAACGUGGAACCUGUGGAUGGUGUUGUAUUGGUGGAUCCUGCUCUUAUCAAGGGGAAAAAAGUGUUUGUGUCCCUCACCUGCGUGUUCCGCUACGGCCAGGAGGACAUUGAUGUGAUUGGCCUCGCCUUCCGCCGGGACCUGUUCUUCUCCAGGGUCCAGGUGUACCCUCCUGCUGGCAAGCCAGAGUCUCUCACCCUCUUGCAGGAAUCUCUGCUAAAGAAGCUGGGGAAAAACGCUUAUCCCUUUUUCUUUACAUUUCCAGAUUACCUGCCUUGCUCAGUCUGUCUGCAGCCUGCACCUCGUGAUGUUGAUAAGACCUGUGGGGUGGACUUUGAGGUGAAAGCUUUCUCAACAGAAAAUGAGGAAGAGAGAAUUCAUAGGAGGAACUCUGCACGUCUGCUGAUCCGCAAGGUGCAGUAUGCUCCGGAGAAACCAGGGCCCAAGCCUUGUGCAGAGACCACCUGGCAGUUCUUCAUGUCCAGCAAACCCCUGCACCUGAAAGCUUCCCUCAGUAAAGAGGUAUACUACCAUGGUGAGCCCAUUCCAGUCACUGUCACCAUCAACAACAGCACAGAGAAAACAGUGAAGAAGAUCAAAGUCCAGGUGGAGCAGGUGGCCAAUGUGGUGCUAUACUCCAGUGACUUCUACACCAAAGUGGUGGCUGCUGAGGAAGCACAUGAGAAGGUGCAGCCAAACAGCAGCCUGACCAAGACACUGACACUUCUGCCCUUGCUUGCAAAUAACCGGGAGACAAAGGAAAUAGCUCUGGAUGGAAAACUGAAGGAUGAGGACACCAACUUGGCUUCUAGUACUAUCAUUAAGGAUGGAAUAGACAAGACAGUCAUGGGGAUUCUGGUUUCCUACAAGAUCAAAGUGAAGCUCACUGUUCCAGGCAUGCUGGGAGACCUCACUUCCAGUGAAGUGGGCACAGAGCUGCCAUUCCGUCUCAUGCACCCCAAACCUGAGGAGAAGAACCCAGCAGGGAAGGAUGGUGAAGCAGAGCUGGUAUUUGAGGAGUUUGCUCGUCAACAGCUAAAAAAUACACCCGAUGAAGAGGACAAGAAUUCACCCUCAACUGAUGAGUGAUUAAUAGAGCAGGCUGACAGAGGAGCUGUGUUGUUUGGCUUCAAUUACAAACGUAGGACCUAAGUUUCUAGUAACCUGCAUGUUCUUGGUUUAUUCAUGGUCUUCCAAGGAUCAGCCCUGAGGUCAGUGGACAUCAGGAAUCUUUAUUGCUUAUUACAAGAUUCACCUCAAGAGGAAUGUGGCAAACACAAUACCUGGUUCCUACUCAGGCUACCAGGGGAGGUCAAGACAUCUGCCAUGUCAUGACUUCUGCUUUCAGGGCUGCCUAAUAAAAAGAUUGGUUGCUUUCAGCACUGGUGAGAGCUUAAAUGAGGGUUUAUGCAGCCUGCCUGGACUUACUCAGUGUCAGAGUCUGUGACUUUGAAGUGCCAGUGAACCAAAUCCUAGCCUGGAAGGCAGGCUUGCAGUCAUGGGUGAUUCAUCAAAGUUUCUCAGCAGACUGUACAAAACUGAUUUUAUUUGCUUUUGGUUGCUUUUGCUUGAUGCUUUACCAAAUUCAGCUAGUGAACUUUUCCAGUGUUUGCACUGUCCCCAGGUGGCUUUUACAUCCACUUUCUGUAGCAGUAAAUGUCUCACAAGUUGUCUCCCACAGCACUGACAAUGCCAAUACACAGUAUUAGCUUUCUAGCAAUGUGCUGAAUAACCAGGUUAUUAAAGAGGAGAUAAAUGAG